Molecule: messenger RNA, 780 nt
Organism: Adineta steineri
Lineage: Eukaryota; Metazoa; Rotifera; Eurotatoria; Adinetida; Adinetidae
Source: the annotation of a GenBank genome assembly
AUGCCUAUUAACGAACAAAUUCGAACAAUAUUUGUUAAAAAACCAUGUUUAAUUCAAUCAUCUUCAAUUAUUUCUCAAACAGAUGAUAAAAAUCCUUCUUAUUCAUGUUCUUACUGCUCAAAAUUAUUUUCAUCACCAAGUCAUCUCUCACGACAUAUGCUUAUACAUACAGGUGAAAAACCAUGUUUAUGUUCGGAAUGUGGUCAACAAUUUAGUCAAAUAUCAUCAUUAGAACGUCAUCAACGUACAAAACAUGAAAAAGUAAAACAAUUCCAUACAGUAAAUAAUCAUUUAUAUCAAUGUACACUGUGUCAUGAAUAUUUUUCUUUAAAACAUAAUUUAAAAAUGCAUGAAAGAAAAUUACAUCAAAUACAAACAAAUUUCUUUUGUAAUAUAUGUUCGGCUUAUUUUACAUGUAAUUCAUCAUUACAAAAACAUCGAAAUUUUCGUCAUCGAUCAUUAACUAAAACACAACAAUCGUCUAUAUCAAAUGAAACUUCAAUAACUAAGACAAAUAAUAUAUCAGAUAAUUGGACGUUAAUACAAAAUAAUCAACUCAAUUCAGAUACUAAUAUAUUUGAUUCAUCACCAACAUCGGUAUCUCACCCAUCAUCCGAAGAACAAUCAUCCGAUUUUUCUACUAAAAGAUCUUCAAUUAAUAGUAAUGAUUUAUUCAAUAGCAAUAAUAUAAAUAUUAGACAGACUGACAAUACAAAUAAACAUUCCUAUCAACAACAACAAGUUCAUUAUCAGAUUCUUAAAUGCAAUGAAAUAAAUUGA